AUGACAACCCCUCUAGCUACUUCCGGCCUCGACCUCUUUCGUCUGAACAACGUACUCCGACUUCUAGUCCAAGAUCCUCUCGGCUUUCUCAAAUAUGGCGAUGCAGUACACGAAAUCCUUAUUGAUAGGGAUGGCAGAACAGGGGGCAUCUUCUUUGGUCGCUCGUUCAUAGAUCCGACUCAUAAGCAGUAUUUCCGCGUUUCCGAAAACGGUGACGCAAUAACUCUUAUUCCUCCCUCCAAAUUGGACCACAUACUGAAACUGCCAGAAAACAUCAGAAGCGAGAUAAUCAAGCACGUCACACAACGCGGAAAGACCAUAACCUUCGACUUGGAGAAGGGGACAUUAGAAACGGCGACUACUCCAGAGAAUCUCCGUAUCAACAUCACCGACUUCCUUCGUAUCACUUCUACUAUAGGAAACAAGAAAGGAAAUCUUACUACAUCUGCGACACGCGGCCAGGACGUCGCCCCAUCGAAUACCUCCACAUCCUUCGAGGAACUACGCUGGCCCUGCCCCAACAUCUGGCUCAAUGGUCUCGGCAAAGUGGUUGAAAUCGAGAGCGCAGACACGACGAUGAAUCCUCACGCGUACAUACAAAAGUACACACCCUGGAGCACAUAUCGCCGUACCAUCUUCCGAGAAUACGGCGUUCCACUCAAAGGGCAUACUUACUGGCACGAUAUGGAUGGCUAUACCCCGCCUGCCGAGGCUUUCGACGGCUCUGCACGCUUUUAUAUCGGCUGGCUCCAGCGGUGUGGGUUUGGUGUGAGUCCGACGUACUGGUCUGAUGCCUAUUUCCAGAUUCCGGGUGCGUAG
Molecule: messenger RNA, 819 nt
Organism: Alternaria viburni
Lineage: Eukaryota; Fungi; Ascomycota; Dothideomycetes; Pleosporales; Pleosporaceae
Exons: 4
Coding region: 1-819 (272 amino acids)
Source: RefSeq, a predicted model, not a curated record